GACUUUUUAGUAGCAGCUAAAUCACAUAGUUCUUAUUCGGUUCAGCAGCUUGUUGCAUACUUGUUGUUACAACAGGUAAUUGCCCAAACAUUUAAAAGAAAAACUAUUAAAAUUGAACAAAAUAAACUUUCAGCAGACUGUCAUUUGAUGAUUAAAAAUAUUAUUGUCUUGGAACCAGCAAAAGCAUCAAAAUUCUCCUAUAUUGUUGGAUGGGUUAUUUACAAGCUUAUUAAAAGUGAUGACUUAACACAAUCGCACCCUCAAUUCAAUUCUAUUCAUGCUUACUUGGAAGUUUUAAGCUCGGAGAAGGUAGUUUAUGAGCGACAUAUUCGAUCUCAAACAACGAACGUGAUUCCUGGCCAAGAAUUUCUUGAGUUUUUUUAUAAGAUAGAGUCAUUAAUACUUUUAUUAUUCGAAAAUCAUAAUGAAUAUAGGCCUAAUAUUCUUGAAUACAUAUGCAAUAGCUUGCUUUGCAACUUAUCAUUAUUGCGAUCUUUCAACAUGCUACUUGAUAUUGCUAGCAGUUGUCAACAUGUGAUGGCUAAAAAACAAGAAUUAAAAGAUGAUGUUAGAAUGUUUCUUUACAAACGAAUUGUAUAUAUUUAUAUGAGAAGUAGACAGAAGUCCUGGCGAAGCUUCAAUAAUUUUAUUCCUGAAAAAGGAUCUUCAAGCCUUCGAGAAAAUCUUAAAGGCAUGAAUAAUGAUGCCCAAACCUCACCCAAGAUUGAUAAGAAACUUACGCUAAUAAAGAAGACUAACAUUCCAACGAACCCUUUACUUGGCUUGAAGCAGCUUCAAAUUUGGGCACAGUUAGAUAGUGCUGAGGAAUUACUCUGGGCAUUUGGAGAUAGUGCAACAAAAAAGCGAAAGAAGAACUUGAUAUCAUCGAUAUUAAAUCAUUUACUAAAAGGAACUCAAUUUU
Molecule: messenger RNA, 922 nt
Organism: Dentiscutata erythropus
Lineage: Eukaryota; Fungi; Glomeromycota; Glomeromycetes; Diversisporales; Gigasporaceae
Source: the annotation of a GenBank genome assembly